Cordyceps militaris CM01 is the source of this 888-nucleotide messenger RNA. RefSeq names its product F-actin capping protein beta subunit. Gene Ontology annotation, cellular component: cytoplasm; actin cortical patch; F-actin capping protein complex. Gene Ontology annotation, molecular function: actin filament binding. The record is from RefSeq and is a predicted model, not a curated record. Gene Ontology annotation, biological process: barbed-end actin filament capping; cell morphogenesis; actin cytoskeleton organization. The transcript has 3 exons. The coding region runs from base 1 to 888 and encodes 295 amino acids. Lineage: Eukaryota; Fungi; Ascomycota; Sordariomycetes; Hypocreales; Cordycipitaceae.
AUGGCGGAAGUCGAUCCUUUCGAUUCAGCCCUGGACCUCCUCCGCCGGCUUAACCCCAAGCACACGUCGGCGCACCUCGCCGCCAUCAUCGCGCUCGCGCCGGACCUGACCGAGGACCUUCUGUCGUCGGUGGACCAGCCGUUGACGGCGCGCCGCUGCAAGCAGACGGGCCGCGACUACCUCCUGUGCGACUACAACCGCGACGGCGACAGCUACCGCUCGCCCUGGUCUAACCAGUUUGACCCGCCACUGGAUGAGGCGGCUGGUGGUGCUGGGGGUGGCGGCAGCGCAGGGGGCGUCGGCGCCGGGGGCAGCGAGGGCGCGGGCGAGGGCGCCAUUCCGAGCGAGAGGGUCCGCAAGAUGGAGAUCAAGGCCAACGAGGCGUUUGACGUCUACCGCGAGCUGUACUACGAGGGCGGCGUGAGCAGUGUGUAUUUCUGGAACCUGGACGACGGCUUUGCCGGUGUGGUUCUGCUCAAGAAGUCCUCACCGCCCGGCGGUUCCUCCGACGGCGUCUGGGACUCGAUCCACGUCUUCGAGGCGAUUGAACGAGGCCGUACCACGCACUACAAGCUGACCUCGACCGUCAUUCUCUCCCUCGCGACCGCCGCGACCGCCACCACCGCGCUCGGCGACCUCGACCUCUCGGGCAACAUGACGCGCCAGGUCGAGCAGGACCUGCCGGUCGACACGGACGAGAGCCACAUUGCCAACGUGGGCCGGCUGGUCGAGGACAUGGAGCUCAAGAUGCGCAACCUGCUGCAGGAAGUCUACUUUGGCAAGGCCAAGGACGUGGUCGGCGACCUUCGCAGCGUCGGCAGCCUCAGCGACGGCGCGCGGGACCGCGAGACGCAGCGCGGCAUCAUUGGCAGCAUGCGGAGGUCAUGA